Molecule: messenger RNA, 2139 nt
Organism: Cordyceps militaris CM01
Lineage: Eukaryota; Fungi; Ascomycota; Sordariomycetes; Hypocreales; Cordycipitaceae
Product: dipeptidyl peptidase III
Exons: 5
Coding region: 1-2139 (712 amino acids)
Biological process (GO): proteolysis
Cellular component (GO): cytoplasm
Molecular function (GO): metalloexopeptidase activity; dipeptidyl-peptidase activity
Source: RefSeq, a predicted model, not a curated record
AUGCAGCCCGCAGAGCUUCAGCAGUACCUGGCUGACCAGCCACCCCUGGUUAUGCCGCUCAAGAUUGAGCAGCACUUCGAGCUUCUGUCUGAUGAGCAGAAGCGCUACAGCCAUUUCAUCAGCCGGGCCGCCUUUGCUGGUACCAGAAUCGGCUUACGCCAGACUUCGUUCGAAGCUGAGGCAAUCUAUGACUUUGUCAUUGCCAUCCACAACAGCUGCAAUGGUGACUGGUCCUCGCUCGCCGCCAAGGCUGGUGUUGAGGCUGAUGAGGUCUCGAGGCUCCUAGAAUACUCUGUCCAAGUCCUCGGCAACCUGGGUAACUUCAAAAGCUUUGGUGACGCCAAAUUCCUGCCUCGUUGCACCGAGAAGUCGGUAGAUGCCAUCGCUGCAUCAGUUCCCGAGGCGGCCAAGCACUACGAGCAGUGCAAGACUGCCAUCUUUGACCACUCUCAGCAGCUCAAGAUGCACCUUGGCUUCCUCGAUGACGGCCACACGACCACUUACUACCCUGAUUCUGAUGACAUCACCAAGGCCGAUAUUGAAGCUGUCAACACCUGGAUGGCUGAUAAAAACCUGCUCCCCGAAAAUACCAGACUGCGCAAGAAGAGCGAGGGCUUUGAGAUCCUGAUUGCGUCCGGCGCCACAUCGCCCCCUACUGACGGCACCGACAUUGGCAAACAGACCGAGUUUAUUAUCGAGGCUGGUGCUCUCCAAGGAAAGACUAUCAAGCUCAUAUUUGGAGACUACGCUACUGAAAUGGCCAACAUUGCCAAGAACCUCGAGAGUGCUGCUGAAAACGCUGCCAACGAGAACCAGAAGAACAUGCAUCUGGCUUAUGCCAAGGCCUUCUCGUCUGGUUCCCACAACUCUUUCAAGGACAGUCAGCGUUGGUGGAUCAAGGACAAAAGUCCCGCGAUCGAGUGCAACAUUGGCUUUGUUGAGACAUACCGCGACCCUGCCGGUGUUCGCGGCGAGUUCGAAGGCUUUGUUGCCAUGGUCAACCAGGAGCGCACUCGUGCUUUUGGCGAGCUCGUUGAUGCCUCGCCCCGACUUAUCCCUCUGCUGCCCUGGAGUGCCGAUUUUGAAAAGGAUAAGUUCCUGGCCCCGGACUUUACCUCCCUAGAAGUUCUUACCUUCAACGGCGCCGGUAUUCCCGCGGGUAUCAACAUUCCCAACUUUGACGAUAUUCGUCAAAAUGAGGGUUUCAAGAACGUGUCUUUGGGCAACGUCAUGAGUGCCACCAACCCCAAUGAGAAGAUCCCCUUCAUCAAAGAAGCAGAUCUUGCCAUUUUUGCCAAGUAUCGCGAGCCCUCCUUCGAAGUCCAGGUUGGCCUACAUGAGUUGACUGGCCACGGUUGCGGCAAGCUUCUCCAGGAAACUGCUUCUGGCGUCUUCAAUUUUGACAGAGCUAGCCCUCCUACUUCCCCUAUUACACAGAAGCCUGUUUCGACCUGGUACAAGCCCGGCGAGACCUGGGGAUCGGUUUUUGGAGCCAUCGCUGCCUCGUAUGAAGAGUGUCGUGCAGAGCUUGUCGCCAUGUACUUGGCCUGUGAUUUUAAGGUCCUCAAGAUCUUUGGAUUCGGCGACGGCACUGAGAACAUGGACAAUGAAGCUGGUGAUAUUCUCUACGCCUCAUACCUGGGCAUGGCUCGAGCAGGUCUCGGCGCUGUCGAGAUGUGGGAUCCCAAGAGCCAGAAGUGGGGGCAAGCGCACUCGCAGGCUCGCUUCAGUAUCCUGAAGUGUUUCAUUGAGGCUGGUGAUGACUUUUGCAAGCUUGAAUACACCAAGGACGAUCUGUCAGAUCUGAUUCUCAACCUCGACCGCUCCAAGAUUCUCACAGUUGGCCGCAAAGCUGUUGGAGAUUACCUGCAGAAACUUCACAUUUACAAGAGCACCGCCGACAUCCAGUCGGGCCUCGAGCUUUACAACCGCAUGACCGACGUCGGUCUGGACUUUUGGGGAACCAAGGUCCGCGACACUGUCCUCGCAAACAGGCAGCCGCGCAAGGUCUUUGUUCAGGCCAACACUUAUCUCGACGAGGCUACCGGGAAGGUCACUUUAAAGACGUACGAUGCCAGUCUGGAGGCAUUCCUCCAGAGUUGGGCUGACCGAAUAUCUGCAGAAACAGAGAUGAUAUAG